AUGACAUUAUCCAGAACAGAUUUUUUUCCGCUUGGCAAGUUGAGAGAAUGGGUAACAAAUGGAAAACGAACUGUUCGAGCUUCAUAUUUAACAGAGAAUGAUUAUGAAAUUCUUCGUCAAUAUCUUGCCGAAGGAAUGCAACCAAAAUUAAAUUGGUACAAAGUAGCAAUUGAAAAUAUCGAUUGGAAUGAUGAAAAAAAUAUGGAUCCAACGAUUCAACGGCCAGUUCUCUUUAUAAAAGAAGAGUCAUUUGAUGUGUGUCCGAUCUUUUUUAGUGCAGAACAAAGCGAGUUUAUUCCAAAUUAUGAAAUGAUUGAGUUAAAUGCAGGGC
Adineta ricciae is the source of this 331-nucleotide messenger RNA. The record is from the annotation of a GenBank genome assembly. NCBI's taxonomy places the organism in Eukaryota, Metazoa, Rotifera, Eurotatoria, Adinetida, Adinetidae.